Acanthopagrus latus (yellowfin seabream) is the source of this 2206-nucleotide messenger RNA. Its product is annotated as 5-hydroxytryptamine receptor 3A-like. Bases 18 to 1418 code for a protein of 466 amino acids. Gene Ontology annotation, molecular function: transmembrane signaling receptor activity; extracellular ligand-gated monoatomic ion channel activity; neurotransmitter receptor activity. The transcript is spliced from 10 exons. Gene Ontology annotation, cellular component: synapse; neuron projection; membrane. Gene Ontology annotation, biological process: monoatomic ion transmembrane transport; regulation of membrane potential; chemical synaptic transmission. The record is from RefSeq and is a predicted model, not a curated record. Lineage: Eukaryota; Metazoa; Chordata; Actinopteri; Spariformes; Sparidae.
UGGAUUCUCACUUUCUCAUGGCAGUCACAAUGCUGUCUGGUGUCAUCCUGCUGCUCCUCCUCACAGAUGUGGUGAACACUGAGGGCAACUGCAGCUAUCAGGAUGUUUUAAAUCACUUGAAUGUGAAGAAGGACAAUGAGCUGUUCUUCAUGACCCGACCUGUGAAAAACUUCAGACGGCCCACGCAGGUGUCCCUGGAGGUUCUGCUCUAUGCUAUUCUGGAUGUGGUUGAGAAAGACCAGAAAUUCAUUCCUUAUGUUUGGACCGUCACUAGGUGGAACAAUGAAUACAUUUCCUGGGAUCCAGAUCAGUUUUGUGGAAUUAAUAAUGUUUCUCUUCCCACUGAAGUUUUGUGGAAGCCAGAUCUCACUAUUGAAGAAAUGACAGAGAAGGACAAAGCUCCUCCGAGUCCUUAUCUCACCAUCAACAAUAAAGGUGACGUUGAAGUCCAGAAUGACCAGGUGCUGGUCAGCACCUGCAGGAUGCACAUUUACCAAUUUCCCUUCGACACUCAGAGCUGCAACCUGUCCUUCAAGUCUGUCAUUCAUGCUGCCAAAGACAUCCGUCUCCAGGCAAGCGACAACUCCUCAGAGGCCACCGAGUGGUCUCGUGAGGUGAUGAGGACUCAGUACGAAUGGCUGUUCAUCAACAUGACAGUUACCACCAGAAACGCCACUGAUUUAGAGGACCAAGACAUCAUUGUUUACACUAUCAACAUGAAGAGGCGGUCCAUCCUCUACAUUGUCAACUUCUUGCUGCCCGUCCUGUUCUUCUUGGGUCUGGACUUGGCUUCCUUCCUGAUAUCAGACAGCGGCGGUGAGAAGCUCAGCUUCAAGGUCACUGUGCUGCUUGCUGUCACUGUGUUGCAGCUUAUUCUGAAUGAAAUUCUGCCAGCCUCGUCCAACAGGAUCCCUCUUAUAGCGGUCUACUGUAUUGGGAUUUUUGGUCUGAUGCUGCUGAGCCUCCUGGAGACAAUUUUCGUGAUGUACCUGAUGGAAAGAGACUCCCAGGACAACGAGGCAAACAGAGACCAAAGCGGGAGUGAGGACUGUGACAGGCAGGAUAAAGCACUCAACAACUGUGACAGAGAGGUAAACAAAUGGACCCGAUGUGCCUGCAUCUAUGAUGUGUCUACUGGCGAGACUCCAACUGAACAGCUGCCUGUGGCCAAAGAGGUGCAGGGCAGCAGCAGCACCAAGCUGAACGAGGAGUACCAGACCUUGGAUAAGCUCUCACAUGAGCUUAAGGAGAUGGAGAAAACACUUUCUCAGUUCCUCAUCAACAGCAAGGUUGAGGAGAAGCCCGGCUACUGGACCAGAAUGGCUAAAAGAGUCAACAAAUUCUUCUUUAUCACCUAUAUAACACUGAUUUUUGUUUUUUUAAUUGUCAUCUUUUUAAAAUGGCAGAAUGUAUUAUGAUGAUCAUCGCUGCAUGAUGAAAACAUGAUUUUCUUAAGCUUUACUGAAUACAUAGCUGGUUAGCACUUGGGAUACAGUAACUUACACUGGCCAAAAAAAGUAUUGUAACUUAAAUAUAAUAUUGAAACAUUAAAACAUAAACUAAACUUAACAAAAUGUGAAAAAUAACAGUUCUGAAGUUAAGUCGAAGUGAGCUAUGUAUUGUGUUGCAGAGACAAAACCCUCUUUACUCCAGCACUCAAACACUGCUCUGUUAGCAAUGUUAUCACACCUAUUCCCACCUGGACUAGAAUAACAGUGUUUUUGAUUUAAAAUCUUUCUCUGCUGGAAGAUUUGCACUCAUGAUAUCUUUGUUUUCCACACUUUGGUUUUAGUCAGACUGAAGAGGAAAUGUUACCUAUACAAUCGAUCUGUGUAUUACAGCUACUGAGGUGCUGUUUUUGCAUGUACACUAUGCUACAAUGAUCUGCUUAUAUUGUAGAAUUAUAGUGCAGUAAUAUGGCAUCUUAUAUGUCUGUAGCAUGUAAUAUACACAAACUCUAAGUGUUGUAGGUGCCAGUUGUCUAGAUUCUUAUUGAAAAUUUCCUGAUCUUUAAAUAUUUGCAUCAAGUUUUGUUCUGGGGAAAUGCAGUCUAGCUAAUAUUAUGGGAUUUACCCAAUAUGUCAUGAUGUAUUCAUUUGAUGAAUGAAAAGUCCUAUGAUCUGUUGGAUGUUAUGUACUGGCUUUAAAAAACAUGUAUCAGUAUGUUUGUAUUGCACAAAUAAACAUCUGAAUAAUAAAUAUUCUU